Mercenaria mercenaria is the source of this 1351-nucleotide messenger RNA. RefSeq names its product trichohyalin-like. The coding region runs from base 54 to 1157 and encodes 367 amino acids. The transcript has 3 exons. The record is from RefSeq and is a predicted model, not a curated record. Lineage: Eukaryota; Metazoa; Mollusca; Bivalvia; Venerida; Veneridae.
UUUUAUAUAGAAUAAGAACAAAAACUAUUUAGUGUGUUAUAACCUUUACCAAAAUGGCGAACAUCGAAAGAUGUACACUGUGUCAGGUCAACCUGAAUGGGCCCAUCAGUAAAUGGCGACACAUGAAGUGCCGGCGUCAUAUAAAGCACAGAAGUGGUAAAAGUCAAGAUGGAAAUAGUUCGAAAUCGAGCCAUGAUAAAAGAAGACGACAUUCUCCUAGUCCAAGUGGAAAUCUGCAAAACUUAGAAAAGUAUAAAAGUGAUGGAAGAAGUGAAAGAAAUAUGCACAGUGCUGUUCUUAUAGAAGACAGAGAAAGCGACUUUGAAAGAGAAACAGAAAGGUUGGAAAUACCAGAUUACGAUGUUGAAGGUGGUGAAAUUUAUGACAAUGAUCCAUAUGAAACAACUGACUCGGAAAAUCAGUAUGUAGAGGAGGAAAAAAGAGCCUGGAAGGAAUAUGAGCGAUAUGGUAAAGAUGGAGAUGAGAGAUAUGACAGACCAAUUUUAAGGGUAGAUCGAGGUAACAGGCCAAUUUUAAGGGAGGAUCGUAAUGACAGGCCAGUUUUAAGGGAAGAUCGUGAUGACAGGCCAAUUUUGAGGGAAGAUCGGGAUAACAGGCCAAUUCUAAGGGAAGAUCGUGGUAACAGGCCAGUUUUGAGGGAAAAUCGUGGUAAUAGGCCAGUUCUAAGGGAAGAUCGGGAUAACAGACCAGUUUUGAGGGAAGAUCGUGAUAACAGGCCAAUUCUAAGGAAAGAUAACAGGCCAAUUCUAAGAGAAGAUCGUGAUAUCAGGCCAGUUCUAAGGGAAGAUCGGGAUAACAGACCAGUUUUGAGGGAAGAUCGUGAUAACAGGCCAAUUCUAAGGGAAGAUCGUGAUAACAGGCCAAUUCUAAGAGAAGAUCGUGAUAUCAGGCCAGUUCUAAGGGGAGAUCGGGAUAACAGACCAGUUUUGAGGGAAGAUCGUGAUAACAGGCCAAUUCUAAGGGAAGAUCGUGAUAACAGGCCAAUUCUAAGAGAAGAUCGUGAUAUCAGGCCCGUUUUAAGGGAAGAUCGUGAUAACAGGCCAAUUUUAAAGGAAGAUCGUGAUUAUCGGCCAAUUUUAAGGGAAGACCGUGAUAACCGGCCAAUUUUAAGGGAAGACAGGGAGUAUUCUAGUUGAAUUGGUGCUGUUUUGUUGGAAAAUGGUGAAGAAUUUGAUGAAAGAUAUGACAAACUAAGCAAUAGUGGACAGAUUUCGAAGACUUUGUUAUUUCAUUGAGAUACUGAAUUAUUGUUUAUAUCGAAUUUCAACAGUGUUACUAAACUUUUGGGAGUUUUCUUUUUGAAUAAUUUUGAAAAAAUAUUUGAAAAACA